Recurvomyces mirabilis is the source of this 582-nucleotide messenger RNA. RefSeq names its product phospholipase C type enzyme. The record is from RefSeq and is a predicted model, not a curated record. NCBI's taxonomy places the organism in Eukaryota, Fungi, Ascomycota, Dothideomycetes, Mycosphaerellales, Teratosphaeriaceae. Bases 1 to 582 code for a protein of 193 amino acids. The transcript has 2 exons.
AUGUCGUCCGCAGCAUCCUUCCGCUCCCUUGUGGGCAUGCAGCCAUCGACCGCCAGCCCCUCAGAUAGCGCCCUGAUCAUAAUCGAUGCACAAAACGAAUACGCCGAAGGCAAGCUUAAGGUAUCCAACGCUCCAGAGUCCCGCAAAGCCAUCUCUCAGCUCCUAGAAAAGUACCGUUCGGCUGGUGGUAAAGUCGUGCAUGUUGUCCACAAGGUGCCUGAUGGAGCACCGGUGUUCACACCAGACACACCAUUGGCGAAGGAGUUUGAUGAACUGAAGCCGAAGGAUGGUGAGAAGUAUAUUGAGAAGUUGCAUCCGAGCUCUUUUGCCGAUACGGAGUUGCACGAUUAUCUGCAGGGAACCGGUGCGAAGAAGGUCGUCUUGACGGGGUAUAUGGCCCACGUCUGCGUGUCGACCACUGCCAGAGAUGCGGAUCGUCUGGGGUACGACGUCCUGGUUGCUGAGGAUGCGGUGGGAGACAGAGACAUCCCUGGUGCUACUGGUGCUGAAGCGACGAAGAUGACAAUGACUGAGCUUGGAGAUGCUUUUGCCACUAUCGUUCAAAGCAAGGAUAUCAAGUAA